AUGGGCAACUGCACCAAGUCGUCUAUGAACAACACCAUGAGGAAGGACAGAGAGCUGCGACCGGAGGAGAUUGAAGAGCUGCGCGAGGCGUUCGUGGAGUUCGACCGGAACAAGAAGGGCUACAUCAGCUGCGGGGACCUGGGCGAGUGCAUGCGGACCAUGGGCUACAUGCCCACCGAGAUGGAGCUGAUCGAGCUCAGCCAGCAGAUCUGUGAGUGUGGCGGUAAAGUGGACUUUGAGGACUUUGUGGAGCUGAUGGGCCCCAAAAUGCUGGCCGAGACGGCCGACAUGAUAGGCAUCAAGGAACUUCGGGAUGCGUUUAAAGAGUUCGACACCAACGGCGACGGGCAGAUCAACAUCAUGGAGCUCAGGGAGGCCAUGAAGAAGCUGAUGGGAGAGCAGCUUACCAACCGGGAGAUUGACGAGAUCCUCAGAGACGUUGACCUCAACGGAGACGGCCUGGUCGACUUUGAGGAAUUCGUGCGAAUGAUGUCACGUUGACUUAGUCCAGAUGUCGGAAAGUGUGGACGACCGGAAAAGUAGAUGGGAGUCUAUAACAUAACCCCUGGAAAGUAGAAGAGAUCAAACAGAGUUGUAGUAGACAUUUUUCUUGAUGCACUAGCGAGCAAUUCAUAGCGCUGUUUUUUUUUAUAAAGUUGCACUGAAAAGUAUAGCCUAGUUGCUCUGAAGAUACAGCGGGCAUUUUGCCCGACAUGUGGUGUAUGGAUAAUGUGCAAGGGUGGUAGAGGGGAUUAGGUCAAAUGAGCCUUGUGAAACAGCUGUGGGACAUAUCAAAGCUUUAUAUAGACAACCACACAGUAUUUAUGUUUAAUUUUAUAAAUGU
Molecule: messenger RNA, 844 nt
Organism: Gadus chalcogrammus (walleye pollock)
Lineage: Eukaryota; Metazoa; Chordata; Actinopteri; Gadiformes; Gadidae
Product: calcium-binding protein 2-like
Exons: 6
Coding region: 1-501 (166 amino acids)
Molecular function (GO): calcium ion binding
Source: RefSeq, a predicted model, not a curated record